CAGCCCAGCCUGGUGCGGGCUUCUAGGGGAGGCACCAGGCAAGAGCUCAGGCUGGGCCGGAAUGGGCUGGGCUGCGAGAUGAAGAGGCCGCCAGCUGCCCAUCAGGAGGCCUCCUGGCUGCCUCCCCCGCCCACCCGCUCCAAUCCCCUUUUCGGCCCUGGCUCGGGGGUUGUUCCUGCUCUCUGCACACUCAGAGCAUCCUGCAUCCCCAGCGUCCCUGGAGGCAGGUGCCUGCCAUCAGAUCCGGCUCCUGCAGCCUGGCCCCUGGCUGGCUUGAGGACUACAAAUUAACAAGAGCUCCCCAGGAGGAAGGGGAGAAAUAUGCGCUGCUAACUCAGAACUAGCGGGUGGUUCUGUCCUUCAUUUUCCCGAAGACCUGCGCUGUGUGUGUGCGUGUGCGUGCGUGUGUAUGCGUAUGUGUGUGUGUGUAACCUCGGACAGCCCACUUCACCAAGCUGCUGUUGGGCAUUUUGCUCUCUCGCUUUUCUUUUUUGGGGGGUAAUAAUCCCAUGCAAUGGCUUUCAUCGCCCGGCUGUGAAUGAGAGGCUGGGGGAGAGCAGAGCUCUCAUUCUCAGCUGGGAGUGGUUCUCUCUUUGUGCCCGAAUGAGUGAGUGAGUGAGCGUGCGUCCUCAGCAUCCCCAGCGGUGGACACCUUUAAAACACGCACCGUCGUUGUCAUUAGUUAAUGUUCGAGAGGAUCAUUGGGCAGGGCUUCUGUGAAAUGCUAUUUUGGUUAAAAGAAGACGAAAUGUCCCAUCAGGAGCUCACCCAGAGGCUGGCCACAGUGAUCACUCAUGUCGAUGAAAUCAUGCAGCAGGAAAUCCGGCCCCUCGCGGCGGUGGAUAUCAUAGAACAACUCCACAGACAAUUUGCCAUCCUAUCAGGAGGCCGAGGGAAAGAUGGCGCCCCAAUCAUAACCUUCCCUGAGUUUGCAGGCUUCAGCGAAAUCCCUGAUGAAGAUUUCCUGAACGUUGUGACUUACUUGACCAGCAUCCCCAGUCUGGAGGCUGCCAGCAUCGGGUUCAUCAUUGUUAUUGACAGAAGGAGAGAUAAAUGGAGCUCCGUAAAGGCAUCCUUGACCCGAAUUGCAGGAGCGUUUCCAGGAAACCUGCAACUUGUCUUUGUCCUUCGGCCAUCCCGCUUUAUCCAAAGGACCAUCGCUGACAUUGGCAUUAAACUGUAUAGAGAUGACUUUAAAAUGAAGGUACCGAUCAUCAUGUUGAACUCUGUUUCUGAUCUCCACGGCUACAUUGACAAGAGCCAGCUGACCAGGGAGCUGGGCGGGACUCUAGAAUAUGGCCACGGACAGUGGAUACACCAUCGAACAGCCAUAGAAAACUUUGCCGUGACAGUGAAAACCACAGCCCAGAUGUUACAGACCUUUGGGACGGACCUGGCGGAGACGGAGCUGCCCAAUGAUGUCCAGUGUACAGAGCAGCUCCUCCACUCCCAGACAGAGCAGCACAGCAAGCUGAAGGCUGAGCUGAAGCUGGCGGGGAGCCAGGGGGGCACGUUACUGUCAUGCAUCCGAGAACCAGCUAACAAGAACCCCGCUAUCAAGCUCAACCCUGAUGAACUGGAAAAUGUCAUGACGGUGGAAAGGUUACUCGCUCAGCUGGAUGAGACAGAAAAGGCCUUUGAUCAGUUCUGGACUAAGCAUUAUCUGAAGUUAAACCAAUGCCUGCAGCUGCGGCACUUUGAGCACAAUUUCCGAGAGGUUAAAUUGGCCCUGGAUAGCCUAAUGUCUGUACAGGCAAAAAUCACAGUCAUUGGGAACAGCGUGGCACGUGUGGAACAACUGCUGAAGGAGAGGAAGCAGCUGGAGAGGAGAGGCCAGGAGCCCCUGGAGAAGGCCCAGGCCCUGGCAGUGACCGGUGACCAACUUAUCCAAAGCAACCACUAUGCUGUGGACUCUAUCCGGCCCAAGUGUGUGGAGCUCCGGCGCAUCUGUGAUGACUUCACCAAUGAGGCCAAGAAGAAGUGUGACAUUUUGGGGAAGGCCCUGGAAAUGCAUAAGCAGCUAGAUGCGACCGGUCAGUGGUGCGAAGCCGGCAUCUACCUUUUAGCAUCCCAAGCCUUGGACAAGUGCCAGACACAGGAGGGCGCUGAGACGGCCCUGGGGGACAUCGAAAAGUUCCUGGGCACAGCCAAGGAGUACCAGCUGGUUAACCCCAAGGAAUUCUACAGCCAGUUCAACGUAGUUCUCACCCCUGAAAUAAAGGAAAAUGCAGACAAGAUUGUUCAGAAGCUGGAAGAUGUGCAAGAAAUGUUCGAGAGGAGACAAGUGAGCCUGAAGAAGUUGGCAGCCAAACAGACCCGGCCGGUGCAGCCUGUGGCCCCUCACCCAGAGUCUUCUCCGAAGCGGGCCUCGCCCAAAACCAACCGGCCCACCACCCUCGCUCCCAGUAGGAGAAUAACUGAAGUUCCCUGUCCUCCCAAGACAGUCAAUGAAGCAGAGUUGUUGAAAAAGAAAAGCAUCAAGAAACCCAAAGGUGGGAUUAAGAUCGAAGUGAUGCAUGAAGCCAGCCAAGGUGGCUCCAGCAGAAUAUUGGUGAUGAGUGAAAGUGAAGAGAACCUCUCCACCAGGAGGAGCCACAUCAUGCAUGAGCUGAUUGAAACAGAACGAGUUUACGUAGAGGAGCUUCAAAGUAUAAUUGAGGGUUACGCGGCAGAAAUGGACAAUCCAGACUUAAAUCACCUGAUCCCGGUUGCACUUCAGAACAAAAAGGAAAUUCUCUUUGGAAACCUCCAUGAAAUCCACGAAUUCCAUAACAGAAUUUUUCUUAAAGAACUGGAAAACUGCGUUGAAAAUCCUGAAUUUCUUGGCCGGUGCUUUCUAAAAAGGAAAGAAGAUCUUCAGGUCUAUGAAAAAUACUGUCAAAAUAAGCCACGGUCUGAAACACUGUGGAGACAAUGUGGAGACAGCAUCUUCUUUCAGGAAUGUCAGCGCAAGUUGGACCACAAACUCUCCCUGGAUGCUUACCUCUUAAAACCAGUCCAGAGAAUCACAAAGUACCAGCUGCUUUUAAAGGAGAUGCUGAAGUGUAGCAAGAAUUCAGAAGACACAGCAGAGCUGGAAGAAGCCCUGGCCACUGUCCUGGAUAUCAUCAAAUCGGUUAAUGACUCCAUGCAUCAAAUUGCAAUCACUGGCUAUGAGGGAGAUCUUCACGAGCUGGGCAAGCUGCUGAUGCAGGGCUCCUUCAGCGUCUGGACCGACCACAAGAAGGGCCACAACAAGGUCAAGGAUUUGGCCAGGUUCAAACCCAUGCAGCGGCACCUCUUCCUCUACGCCAAGCUCCUGCUCUUCUGCAAGAAGCGAGAGGACAGCGUGGACGGGCAUGAGAAGUCUCCCUCGUACAGCUUUAAAAAUUCUCUCAAGAUGGGCAUGGUUGGCAUCACAGAAAAUGUGAAAGGAGACAACAAGAAGUUUGAGAUUUGGUAUAACGGUCGGGAAGAAGUGUACAUCAUUCAGGCAUCUUCAGUAGAACUGAAAAACCUCUGGGUUUCUGAGAUCCGAAAAGUCUUGACGGGACAACUGGAAGCUUGCAGAGAAGCAAGUCAGCUACACCAAAGAAUCACAGAAAGCGUCUACCAUGCGCCUAUGGACACAUCCAGCUCCUCCAGGUACAGCAGAAAAUCAGCAAGUAUUUAUGAUACCAAGCCUGAGUCAUCAGGACUAGAAACUCCUGCCAGCAGGAACCAAAACCCCAGUCCCAACAGCACCGGGCAGAAGCGAGCUGAUGCUUCUGCCAACCUUACCCUUGAGCGCUCAGCUCUUGCUAGAAAGCGAUUCACAUUGCAAGGGCUUUCCAACCGCCGAGCUCCACCCAAAGAUCCUGAAGCUAAGGAGAAGGACAUCACCAGGCGCUUUUCCCUCGCCUCCUCCCUUGGCACCACAGUGCCCACCCCCACUGGCCUUACCAAAGGUCCUCUCGGUCCUGCGGUUAAAGUCAAGAGACAUGAAAUAAAGAGUGACCCAACACCACUUGGGUUUGAAGAUGCUUUUGAGAAUUCCAUCCUGGCCCAGGCCAAAUGCAGUGGCAGGCCCACAAGAACGGUACCCAGAUCUGCCUCCCAGACAGGCUGGCCCAGCAGGCAACUUCCUUCUCUGGACACUUUUGAGGAUUUUGAAGUCAUUCCCUCCAGUACAGAUGAGCUCUCCAACUCUUCAGACAUGGAAGAAGACACCAGCACCCAUAAUGUGUCUGGCCUUUUCCGAGUAGAGGGCAGUUAUGAAACCCGCUCCCCGGAUUCUCUCACCCUGGAGGAUGGUGACUUGGUGCAGUUUGUACAGGAGGGAGAAAAUGGACAGUGGUUAGUAAAGAAAUUGGUUUCUGAGAAAAGUGACUGGGUGCCCUCCAGUCUUCUGCAUCCUGCAGGUAUAGAUGGUGACCAGGUUUACAAAAAUAGUAACAUAGAAACAUAUCCCAAUUCCCAUGACCCAGGGAUAACAGACUCAGAGAGGAAGGAGACCAAUCUUGUGCAAAGACUUCCAGCUGCCCAGAAGGCUGAGAGCUGAGCCUGCCUGCCCCUUGGCCUGCUCAGGCUGCCUCCUCCAUCCAUCUCUUACCUUUGGUUUUGCUUUGGACAUUUUAUUGCCCUUCCCCUCACCUCACUCCCAUCCCUUUUCCCUGGACACUGGAUCUGCCUGGACUUCUGGAAAACUCCAGACUCCCAGAUCGACUGGAAUCACUCCAUCUGGUCAAUAAGUAGAAGCAAAGGAAGUCUUUUUCAGGAUUCAAGAUGAAAACAAAGGCCUCCAGUUAUUAAUGGAACUAUUCAAGGAUAUUGGCCUGAAUUUGGCCUGUCACCAGUGAUGUGGUAGCCAGGGCCUGGCUGUUUGGCGAAACCUCUGGGAUCAAAUCAGUGGGGACUGAUCAUUGCCCUUGGGAGCACCCCUUCUCCUCACCCCGAGUUUCAAUGAUGUCCCAUCUUCUGUUAUGAUUUCUCACCAAAGGUGUUCCUGAGAAGGAGGAAGGGGCUGCACAGGACAGGGCCUGCUCCGGGAAGGUGAGCCAGGCGCAGGUGUUGACAGAGAGGGAGAACGGAGUACUCACUGUUGAGAUCACCUGCCCAGUGAGGCUGGUUGCCCUCUGGCUCACUGCAGGGAAAGGGGAGGUGAUUUGGACAGCAACUGGACCUUUCGUUACCCUGGCACCAAAGCUCAUCCAGGAUGACCAUUAGCAAUGAGGCCAGUGACCCUGCUCAUACUUGAGGCUAGACCAGGUUUACAUUUGGGGCCUUUCAGUGUUUCCGCUUAGGAGAGGCUGGCCGCUAGUUAUUGUAGUCGUCACUAUCGCCCAGCAAUGUCAGGGCACAGUCUACCCUUGCACUCACUCACCUGUUACUAAAGUGUGGGGGAAUGAAAAGAGAGGAAGCUCAUCCGAUAGGAAUGUAUCCCAUCCUCAUUUUUGUGCCCUCGAUCUGGAGGGGGCAGAUAGACUAUAGAUCCCAAGCUGCUAUUCUUCUACCUGGAACAAGCCUCGUGGUGCUAGGGACUCGGGAAGAUCAUGUGCCCCUGUAUCUAGGAGAGGAAGACUUCAGCUCUGAUGGUCAUCAUAGAAAAUGACGUGUAAUUUACAGGAAACCUGCCUGGAAGGUGUGAUGCAACGAAAAGAGGUAGAUGGAAGGAAGGGAAGUAAUUCCGGGAAGGAUUUUAAAGGUCUCCUAAUAGACAUUUUCUACCCAUUCUUCCCCUCUCCCUCCCCAGUAGCCCUCCCUCUGCACUUCAAUAAGGUUCCAUCCACUGCUCUCACAGGGAGAUGGAUGGACCCCAUAGGGCAGGCAGGGAUUUGGGGAAGAGGCAGGGUGACCCUUUGUUAUCCCAAAGAAAGCAUCCUCACCUGUGAUCACACCAGCCUUACCUGGCUCCAGCUCAGAGAUGCUAGAAUUAGGCUUAGUAAGAAAUCAUUCACAGGCUGUAUUCACAGUGAGCCCAGGAGGGGGAAAAGAGCCCUGAGCUAGUGAAGCAGAAACUGAUGGCAAACUUGUUGAUUUCCUGAUUUCCUGCCUUGGAGAACGAUCAGGAAUUGCUUUUUUUUAUCCCAACUAGGCUCACAGACCCUCAACAAGAAAUUAGAGGGCACACCCAGCUCCAUGGGAGAUGCCCCAAUAUGGCAAGUCAGAUGGUCCUCCAAUCUCCUGGCUAUAUUUGGCAAGCCAAUAUUGCUCCUCUGCUGUCAUGGGCCAAACACAGGCAUCCCCACAUUGCCCUUGACCCAACUGUUGGUAUCUGUUUUCUAUCCAGCUCAGCUCUCCAAUAUAGUUUAAUGAUCCUAUGAUGCCACUCUCAUAUAUUUGUGGUCAUCAUAGUGGUGGUGGCAGUACCCUCCUCCAGCUUAGUAACCAGUGACUCCAACCACCUCUUUCCAGUCCCAUGGUAUACACCCCAAUGUGACCCUAACCAAAAUUCGGUCUCUCAGAGCAGACAAUUUUGCUACCUGAAUUUGUAAAGCCCCAGAAUUUUGGGGAGGCUGUAAAUUGAGUCACAUUUGUUUAUGAACACUCAAACACACAGAGACACAGGGACAAUUUAUCAGUUGUCUUUGUGGGCUUGCAUUGACCCGUGUUCAUUCUCUUCUUGGGGAGCUGAGCAGAAUUCUUCCCAAGUAUAAGCAGAUGUAUUUGCCCUAUAGAACAGUAUAAGGUGAGAAUUUACUAAAGCUGAAUCGAAGUACCAGUUUCAUGCUCUAAUCAUUUGAGAAAGGAAAUAGCCAUGUGAGGGAAAGGCUCUGGGGAAUAAUGAGAGGCUAGUUGGGGGGUGCCUGCAAGGAUGCCCAGACACUCCCUUUGAUCUAUUCCUCCCAUAUGUGGCUUAGGGAAUUAUUGGUUCUUUCGAGACCCAUAGUCCCCCAUGCCAAAAGCUGCACUUUCUAUUUGAUGAGUGUAAAGGCCAAAAAAUGUUCCUUCCCUCCCCUGAGUCCUCCUGGGUAUCCUAAGAGGGUAUGCUCCAACCUCCAGGCCACAGUCACCUCCCUGACCUGGAUGGGUUUUUCCCAUUCAUCUUCACUUCUCUCACUCGCUGCUGGGAGGACCUUAGAACCACUUGAAGUAGGGUGAGGGGAGGGAGGCUUCCUUUCCUUUUUUUCUAGAGGACUCAUCCUGCUUUUUUUCCCCAAGAUCUUUUCAGCUAAAUGGAAUGCCUGGCUGUCCACCACUUCUCUUGAAUCCCCAAGAUUUAUGAAAAUAGUUGGCCCAAUCUGAAAAGACUUUAAAGAAAUAUGUCCAAUAUUUAUGACUGUAGAUGUUUUCUCUCCCUCCUGUAUCGCUGAAUGUUCUGUGUGAUUCUACUGGGAUUCUCUCUGUAACUAGUACUUAAUCUCAACACCCCUUAGUGCAUGCAUCUUCCUGGUGGUGGCGUUCACGGCCCCUCCUUACCCAUUAUUACUGAAACUGCAGGUCUGUAAUUUUCAUUUUUCAAAAUCAGUCCUUUUCUGCAAACCCAACAUAUUUUUCAGCCUCAGUUUCCCUAUCUCAGCGGAUUUCUGGACUUUGACUCUCCUGCUUUGUCAUUCCUUCAACGAUCCUAAGCUUUCCACCUUCUAUAAUGGUGUGUUGGGUUCUUUGUUUGUUUAUUUGUUUUUUAAUGCAGAUUGGCAGGAAACAUUUUGUUUGUUACCAGAAGGGACAAAAGCUGUCAAGGCUCUGUGUCUCUGCAGGGCUGUUGUGUAUCAGGCUUCAGAAAAUGUGGAGAGAGGUGGAAGGGGGUGCUGCGGGGUGGGGGGAGGGCGGAGCCAGUCCUCAUGGGCCCAUAUCCAGGGUAGAUUGCUCACAUUUCAGAAGAAAACCUUCAUUUUCAUACUCCCAUUCCCUCCUUUCUAGCCAUGUGUAAGGGCAAUUAUUUUCUCUUUGGCACGAAGAAUGCCUUCAGAUAACAAGGAGGUCUUCAAGGACCUCCACGGAAUGAUGAUAUUAGAUUGGGGUGGGGGGAAGCUGGGAAGGUUAGUAAUUAUUAGAUAAAGAAUCUGGGUGCUGCUCUGUUCCAUGUCAUUAUGUUCACCUUUGCCAGGACAAUCUUUUCUGCAGUGUGUUAUUUUCCGGUAAACAGGGAAUUAUUAACUAGUGCAUUACAAUCCACACACUGUGCGAACUGGCAUCAUGAAAUGCCAGGUGAGAUGGCUCCUCUGGAAGCUACCCCACAGCCAAACCCACGGGCCUUCUUCCACCACUGGCCAGCAGGCUCGGCCACUUUGCACUCUGCCCACGAGCAAGAGAAGAGUCACUUUAGCAGCUAAGCUUUGUUCUAAAAUGCUCUGAGGUUUGGAACAGGUCCUGACCGAGAAGGAUCAAGGCUUCCGCCCUUUCUGAGUCCGUCGGCCAAAGCGUGAGGUUGUCAGAGGGACAAUUGAGGACUCCGAGGAUCUGUGGGCGGUGUGUAGAUGUCUGCCUCCCGUUAGUUAGAAACCAUCUCACCCUGAAGGCUCGUCUGAACCACUGGCACUUGCAACAGUUGGCGAUUCUUAUGGGUUUUUUGUUUUCCUUGUUGAAAGAUGAAGUUAUUUCUAUAUUGUUAUUGGGAAGAGGAUUGAUCAGACAGGGGCCAGAGCACGGAAUUCUGCUGUUAAGUUGUCUGAUUGUUUGGGCUGAAUUUGAUUUGUUUGGGGUUUGUUUCAAGUUUGGAUUUGGGGCUUUUUUUUUUCUUGGCCAGAAUUGAAUGUAUGAGUUUAUACCUUAAAAAAAAAAUGUGUGAAGCCAAUUUUUCUGUAAAUAUGCCAUGAUGUAGGACAAUGCUUUGUUUGGACUUUAUAAAAAUUAUACCUCCAGUAA
Phascolarctos cinereus (koala) is the source of this 8766-nucleotide messenger RNA. RefSeq names its product MCF.2 cell line derived transforming sequence-like 2 (gene MCF2L2). The record is from RefSeq and is a predicted model, not a curated record. Gene Ontology annotation, biological process: intracellular signal transduction. Gene Ontology annotation, cellular component: cytoplasm. Gene Ontology annotation, molecular function: protein binding; guanyl-nucleotide exchange factor activity. Lineage: Eukaryota; Metazoa; Chordata; Mammalia; Diprotodontia; Phascolarctidae.